AUGAGGAUUUUCAUAGCCUUUGAAGGACUUUGCGAAUCUUUUGACAUUUCAUCAGAGAAUACAGUGAAAGAUGUGAAGCUGAUGGUAAAGGAUUAUUUUCAUGUUCCUCUCUCUGAAGACAAGCAAGGUAGGCGGUAUUUGGAGCUAACCUAUGCAGGAGCAGUGUUAAAGGACAGCUGGAUACUUGCUGAUAUGGGCAUAUCAGUUUCUUGCACAAUUAAAUGUGUUGUUAAGGAAGAAGAUAAGCCCAUUUUCUAUGUUUACAAUGCUGUCACUCAUGAAAAAGUGCCCAUCAUUGGAAAGAUUUUUCUUCUGGGGUCAAAGGUUUCCCAACUGAAAACCCUGGUAACCCUGAAGUGUGGCUUCCCAAAUAGUAUUUAUUGUCUCAGGACUCCAGAAGGCCGAGAAAUGUAUGACUGCAAUACCUUGAGCAAUUAUCAGUUAGAUAUAGGCACAACUCUUCAUCUGGAUGUUUGGGAUGGAUGGAAAGAAUUCCUGACUGGAUGUAUCUUAGGAAACAAACCCAAAGUCCAACACUAUCUGUCAAAGGAAGAGCCGGUGCUCAAAUAUCAAAAGAGGGUAGCACUUUAUAUGGCAGCCUUUUUUGGACACCUUCAGCUUUUGACGUGGCUCUUAAAACAGGGUGUGAAGCCUACUGAAGCAGUUGGUGUACACCCCUAUCGAGAGUGGUGUCAUGAAAACAAUAAUCCGGAUGUCACCAAAUGCCCAGUUCAUGCAGCUGCAGAAGCUGGUCAACUCAUGAUGCUGAAAGCCUUUGUCAAUUACAAUGUCUUAUGCCUGGAAUGCCAAGACUCUGCAGGAAGAACUCCGUUGCAACUAUGUAUCCAACACAGACAUAAGGACUGUGUGCUGUAUUUAGUCACUAAGAUGUGGUCAGUGGUUUCUUGCCCUAAUUUCUCUCUUCCCAUGAAAAUCUACUUUAAGUUAAAAAUGUGGCUUCUUCAGGCUCAAAAUGGCAUCCAUGCAAUGAAGCGACGCAACCAGGCAUCAGUCUUCAGAACACGAGUUGGGGACAUUGUCUUUGUGGAUGGUUUCACUAAACCCAAAAUGACAUCCAGAGGUUUUAUUUCAGCCACAGUCAAUGGUGCAGGCAGCAGAGGCUGCAAGCUGCCAAACUUAAAUAAUCAGGUCCAACAUGGGCAGGGUGACUGCCAUUUAACAGUUUCAAAGGGGUACCUCAAAAGGACAAAUGUCGAAUUACCUCCAGUGAUAGAUGCAAACAAGAAUGCUAAUGCAGUCAGACUUCAGCGAAAAAAGAAUACCAGAAGGAAGAAUCUGCACAGUAGCAAUGAAGAAAAUAUGGACCAAAAUAUGUGUUUAGCAAGAGUCCCUCUACCCCCUAUUUCUGUCCUCAGACCAGCUUAUUAUUAUUCCAUACCAAAUGCAAAGUUUCUGCUAAAUUCUUCUCUGGAGUCUUUUUCAGAACACAGUGGAAGAUCACCAAGGGAGAACGCAAUCUACUGCUUAGCCAUAACAAGUGCAUUUAAAGAGAAACCUUGGCUCCAACAACUUGGCAUUGCAAGAAACCUGGCUAAAAAAAGCAUACACAAGUCUGUGUACUGACUGAACAGCCCGUUUGAAAUGAGCAUUUUCUGGAGAUGAUCCAUCUUGAAAUGAAAAGUUACGGUUGGAGAUUGUGUUAUAUCCUGACUACUGGA
Rhineura floridana is the source of this 1679-nucleotide messenger RNA. RefSeq names its product ankyrin repeat and ubiquitin domain containing 1 (gene ANKUB1). Bases 1 to 1584 code for a protein of 527 amino acids. Gene Ontology annotation, molecular function: protein binding. The record is from RefSeq and is a predicted model, not a curated record. NCBI's taxonomy places the organism in Eukaryota, Metazoa, Chordata, Lepidosauria, Squamata, Rhineuridae. The transcript has 6 exons.